This is a messenger RNA of Coffea eugenioides, 3780 nucleotides long. RefSeq lists its product as uncharacterized. The transcript has 14 exons. Gene Ontology annotation, biological process: protein phosphorylation. The coding region runs from base 297 to 3650 and encodes 1117 amino acids. Gene Ontology annotation, molecular function: ATP binding; protein kinase activity. The record is from RefSeq and is a predicted model, not a curated record. NCBI's taxonomy places the organism in Eukaryota, Viridiplantae, Streptophyta, Magnoliopsida, Gentianales, Rubiaceae.
GUUGGCAUACUAUCUCUCUUUUUUUCGCCCUCUGUUAUUUUUUUUGCCCUUUUUUUUUGUUUAAAGUUUUCCUUUUUCUCACUUGGCUUAGGCUUGAUUUUAGUUUUUUUUCAAUACCCACCCCGUUUGAGCAAACCCAUGUUGGAUCAAGUCUGAUUAUUGUUGUUAAUUUUGAUCUUCUGAUAUUUCACAUACUAGUGUAUUUUGGGUUUAAUUAUAGAGUAAAGUGCAAUACUAGUAACUACCAUAUUUUGGGUUCGAUUCCAAAUUAAGUGCAAUCCAAUAAUAGUAAUUUGAUGGGCGAUCUUCGGCGGCCACCUACUGGCGGCGGAUCAUCAUCAUCAACAGCAGCAGCCGGAGGAGGGGAAGAGGAAGAGAGACCGGUGCCCUCGCCGUCGACAUCAAUUAUACCAUCGUCCGAUCCGAACCCCUUGUCCAUUUCUGCGAGGCGUUGGGUCAGAGCUGAGAAAGCCACCCAAAACAUUAUCUCUAAGGUUCAGCCCACUGCCGUCUCCGAGGAGAGAAGGAGAGAGGUCAUAGAUUAUGUUCAGAGCUUGAUUAGAAAAUGUCUUGGUUGUGAGGUAUUUCCUUAUGGGUCUGUACCAUUAAAAACUUAUCUUCCUGAUGGAGAUAUUGAUUUAACUGCAUUUGGUGGUACAAAUGCUGAUGAUAUUUUGGUUGAUGAUAUGGUCUCCGUUCUUGAAGGAGAAGAUCAAAAUAAGUCUGCAGAUUUUGUAGUGAAGGACAUCCAACUUAUUCGUGCUGAGGUUAAGCUUGUAAAAUGCAUUGUGCAGAAUAUUGUAGUUGAUAUUUCCUUUAAUCAAAUUGGCGGCCUUUGUACCUUGUGCUUUCUUGAGCUGGUUGAUUCAGUUAUUGGCAAAGAGCAUCUCUUUAAACGUAGCAUUAUACUAAUAAAAGCAUGGUGCUAUUAUGAAAGUCGGAUUCUUGGUGCUCAUCAUGGCUUGAUUUCCACAUAUGCUUUGGAGACGCUGGUCUUGUAUAUCUUCCAUCUCUUCCAUUCAACAUUUAAUGGUCCCUUAGCAGUUUUAUUCAAGUUCUUGGACUACUUUAGCAAGUUUGAUUGGGAAAAUUAUUGCAUCAGUUUGGCCGGUCCUGUCCGCUUAUCCUCAUUGCCAGAACUCGUAGUGGAAGCACCAGAAAAUGGUGGCUGUGAUUUACUUCUCAGCAGUGAUUUUCUUAGAUACUGUACUGAUAUGUUCUCAGUACCUUCAAGAGGAGCUGACUCAAAUUUACGUGUAUUUCAACCAAAGCAUCUUAAUAUUGUUGACCCCCUUAAGGAAAACAAUAAUCUUGGUAGAAGUGUCAGCAAAGGAAAUUUCUACCGGAUACGGAGUGCUUUCACUUAUGGAGCUAGGAAACUUGGGCGAAUACUUCUGCAACCAGAAGAUGACAUUGCUGAAGGGCUUUGUAAAUUUUUCUUCAACACUUUGGAUAGACAUGGAAGUGGAGAGAGACCUGAUGUUCAAGGUCCUCGUUGUAAUUAUAGGUAUAACGGUUAUAGUAGCACAUUAUCCAUUUCAGAGAAUGAUCCAUGUGCAGUGGAGAGGGUUAUUGUGAAACCUACAUCAGAUACAAAUGGAUCAUGUCAUGACAGAGUCAAUGGCCUGAAGUUAUCUGGGCUGGAGACCACGUGUGGCAGAGAAAAUGGAGAGGAAGAGGGCAUCAUUGAAGUACUUCCCUCCAACUUUUGCGACUCUCCUGCAGUUGGGAAUGCUCUGGAUCACCGAAUCUCGGGGGAUGCAAAGGACCUUGCUACCUAUAGAGUUGAUUGCCUCAAAGUUUCAAAUACUUUACCUCAAAUUUCUGAGCUAGCAGAAGUGGAUCCAUCCGGCACCGGACGAUAUGGUCGCUUUAGAGAAAUUCUGGGUAAAGGAGCCAUGAAAACGGUGUACAGAGCAUUCGAUGAGGCCCUGGGAAUGGAGGUGGCUUGGAACCAGGUGAAGCUCAACGACGUCUUCAGGUCACCUCAAGAGCUGCAGCGGCUUUAUUCCGAAGUACACCUCCUCAAGAAUCUGGAUCACCCUUCCAUCAUGCGAUUCCACGCUUCUUGGAUCGAUGUUCACCGCAGAACUUUCAACUUCAUCACCGAAAUGUUUACCUCUGGCUCCCUCAGAGAGUACAGACACAAGCACAAGCGAGUAAACAUGCAAGCAGUAAAGAACUGGGGUCGCCAAAUCCUGGAAGGCCUUGCUUAUCUGCAUGGUCAUGAUCCCCCGGUGAUCCAUAGAGAUCUCAAAUGCGACAACAUCUUCGUCAACGGCCAUCUUGGCCAGGUCAAGAUUGGUGAUCUUGGGUUGGCAGCCAUACUUCGAGGCUCCCAUCACGCGCACAGCGUCAUAGGUACACCCGAGUUCAUGGCACCUGAAUUAUACGAAGAAGAUUACGACGAGCUAGUGGACGUCUACUCGUUUGGGAUGUGCAUGUUGGAGAUGCUCACUUCUGAGUAUCCCUACAGCGAGUGCUCCAAUCCAGCUCAAAUAUAUAAGAAAGUCACUUCGGGAAAGCUUCCAGGUGCAUUCUACCGGAUUCAUGAUCCCGAAGCCCGGAGGUUCAUAGGGAAAUGCUUGGAGACGGCUUCCAAAAGGCCAUCUGCACUUGAACUCUUGAGAGAUCCAUUUCUUGCUUAUGAUCGAGAAGACGAGCUGCUGGAGAUCACAGGAAUACCGUGUUUGAUGCCCUGUAGUCCACGCAGACGAGAAGUGGUGCUGCAAAUGCCAUCGACUUUUUGUGAUCAGAAAAGGAGCACCAACAUGACGAUUACUGGGACCUUGAACCCAAAAGAUGACAGCAUCUUUCUCAAAGUACAAAUCUCUGACAAGGAUGGUCAAGCUAGAAACAUAUACUUCCCAUUCGAUAUUUCCAGCGACACGGCAAUGGAUGUAGCAGGAGAGAUGGUAAAGGAAUUAGAGAUAACAGAUUGGAAACCAAUUGAGAUUGCUGAGAUGAUUGACGAGGAGAUCUCCGCUUUGAUUCCGUCCUGGAAGGGAUGCCCACGGGGUUUCCAUCAGCAGCGGCAGCAUUCUUUCAGAUAUGACCAAGAGGAUGACGACGACCACCACAGCACGCUCCCACCAUUUUAUUCUCUUUCCUCCCAACAUUCUUCCUCCCAGGCAUCUCUCCCUGGUCUUUUCCCUUCUGGCCUCCCUGACUGGAUUCAAGAGGACUUGAGUAACUAUGAUGAUGCCAGUAGUUCUCAAAGCUCUUUCAACUCGAACAAACUCUCCAACUUGUAUUAUUUCUCAGACCGCGAAAUGAAUGGUUCCACAUUCAGUUCCAAAAUUGGAGAGCCACAAAUAUUCAUGGGCACUACUACUACUACUACUGGCAGCAGCAAAUGGACAACAAGGUUCUGUCCUGAUCAAAACAACAUGAGCAAAUAUUGCACCGAUGAUGAUCGCAAUCUAGGGAUGCCAAGGGUUCGAUCGCUAGUAGAUAUUCGGAGCCAAUUGCUGCACCGAUCCCUCGUGGAGGAGAUCAACAGAAGGCGAUUGUUCAAAACUGUUGGAGCUGUUGAGAAUAUUGGGUACCAUGAGCCGGGUGGUUAUGACUUCUUUCCCGGAAAUGCAUCAGUAAAGAGUGGUGAUGGGAGAUAUGUUAGAAAUGUUUCAAAGCAAGGAUUUGAAUGGUAGGGUUCCAUUCCAUUACUGAUUACCCGUACGUAAGUGCCUGUUUAGAGGACCCCUCAGUAACUGUAAUUUCGAGGAGGUGUCCAAUCUUUUUUACGACUUUAUUUUCUUUUGAUGUGUAUCAGUAAUGGAU